AUGGAAAGCUUUUAUUAUCAGCUUAUUCCCAAAUUGGAGGAGUAUUCUUAUUUGGUCAUUUUGCCUAUUUCUAAUAAGAUUAUAUUUUCUGGUUUAGAAGAAGAUCCAAAGCCUCUUGAUAUUGCCAAAGCUGUUCAUUUGAAGAAAUCCGAGAUUGAAGCUUAUAUGACUUCUAAGAGUGGUAUUCAAGGGAUUCCUGCCAAGUUCUUGAUAGGAAGAGCUCACUAUUUUGUUGGUAUGAGGAGUGUGGACGCAUUUGAGGCUAUCUUCGCUCUGCUCAUUUAUGGAUUGGUUUUGCUCCCCAAUCUUGAUAACUCCGUUGACAUUAAUGCCAUAAAGAUAUUCUUGAUUGGGAAUCCAGUUCUAACCCUUCUUGGAGACACUUGUUAUUCUAUUAACCAUAUGACUUUGAAGAGUGGGGGGAUGAUUAUUUGUUGCACGCCUUUGUUGUACAAGUGGUUUAUUUCUCACUUGCCACAACCUGCUUCCUUUUGGGAUCUCGAGAAUGGAUUAAGGUGGUCACAGAAAAUCAUGGCUCUUACUCACUCUGAUAUUGUAUGGUAUAAUUGUGUUUAUGAUGGGGUGAUGAUUAUUGAUAGUUGUGGUGAUUUUCCCAAUGUACCCCUUCUUGGUACAAAGGGAGGCAUUAACUACAACCCAGUUUUGGCGCGUCGUCAGUUUGGGUAUGCUAUGAGGGGUAAACCAAACAACAUUCAAUUGAGUACUUUCUAUCUCAAGGAAAAUGAAGAUAAUAGAGCUUUCAAGGAGAAGAUUGUUUGUGCUUGGUAUAAUAUCCGUAGGAAGGGAAGAGAAGAAUUAGGAAGGAAAUGUUGUUUCUCCUUGGAACCCUAUCUUCAAUGGGUCCAAGCUAGAGCCCUUGAUCUUAAGAUGUUGUAUCCUCGCCAAGAGCCUUUGCCUAUGACUGAUAAAUGUCCUACUCUUGUUUUUCUUACUGGUGUUGAGAAACUUCAAAUUGCUUUGAACAAGAUGCAACAAGAGAGAGAUGCUUGGAAGAACAAGUAUCAGAUUGUUGAGUUCGAGAAUUCAGAGAUUCAAAAGCUACUGAAGCAUAGGGAUGAAGAAGACUCUUCCAACAAGAAGAGGAAGGCGCAAGUGGAUUUAUUUUCUUCUAGCCCUAUUCUACCUGCUGAUUAUUCUAAUGUUCCUGCUACCUCUGGUGUUUGGAAGAGUAUUAUAGACAACAUAAUGUUAGGAAAAAGGAAGAUGAAGGAAGAGUAUAAAGAAAAGAUCGGAAAGUUAGAAAAUAUGUUAUGGUCUACUGUUGGUUCCUCCUCUGAUGUAGUUCCUUAG
Molecule: messenger RNA, 1311 nt
Organism: Lathyrus oleraceus (garden pea)
Lineage: Eukaryota; Viridiplantae; Streptophyta; Magnoliopsida; Fabales; Fabaceae
Exons: 2
Coding region: 1-1311 (436 amino acids)
Source: RefSeq, a predicted model, not a curated record